UGCCACUUAUUCGAGACCGUGCCACGCACAUACGAUAGAGGUACUGGCCGACACACCGAACACCGUAUUGUUCUUCUUCUAGGAAAAAAAGAGAGAAAGUUAGAUGUACCCUUUCACAUCCACAUAAUUUCAUAGUAUCCUUCCAAUUUCGUUCAAACCCAGUCAGAGAUAGAGAAUGGGGAGAUAUGCGUUGCCAGACGGCUACUUAGGCAGUUGCAUUGAAUCCAUUGGAAGUAUAUGGUUCAUUAUCCUCGGAAAUGUGAUUGAAUGGUUCGAGUUGAGCUCGUUCGGGUUUCUCGCCCCACAAUUAGACGAGAAUCUCUUCCAUGGUAACAGUGCGGCGAUGUGGGCAGCCUUUGCGGUGUCGUUCAUCGCACGACCUUUGGGAGCCACGUGCUUCGGUUGGAUUAGUGAUAAGGUAGGUAGAAGACUCAGUGUUGUACUCUCAUUGGCUGGUCUAGUCGUGGGCACCGUGGGCCAGGGAAUGCUUCCCACGUACACGUGUUGUGGGGAUGGGGGAGGUCAUACUGGAGUGGUUCUACUGAUUAUACUCAGGAUUGUACUUGGGUUUUGUGUGGGUGGCGAAAUAGCUGGAGUAAGCGUAUACUUAGCAGAGUACAAGGACCAGUCGGUGUUGGGCACGAUGAGUGCCUCCAUCAGCGUAGGGGCCAGUCUAGGGUUUGCGUUAUCUACAGCCUUGAUUAGUGCGCUCUUACACACACUGACAGAGGAGGAGAUGAUGCUGUGGGGCUGGAGAAUACCCUUCCUCAUAACAAUCGUACCAGGAGCGAUCAGUUUAGUGCUCAGGUGGACACACAUUAAGGAAACUCAUGAGGUGCUGCGAGCGGGUUUUAUUUCAGGCCAUAACUCUGACGUGGAUUUAGAUGAAGAUGGGAGUCUGAAUGAUGAUCUGUCCCAUUGUUCUGGUGAUGGUAGCGCGGGCAGUGUUAACAGCGACGACAGACUAAUUGAACAAGAAAUGACAAAGAAAGAAGUGAAAAAGCUCAUGGGAUCAGAUGUAUUAGCAUCGCUACAGUAUCUUCCAGAGGACAUAGAGCGAGAUAGGAAGCACCGUAUCCACGAAGAUGACAGCCUGUAUGGUCAUCUUUUCCCGUUGUUUGCACUUCUGCGCCACUACCCUGUGCGGUUUAUGCUUGGCUUUUUCGGGGUGGCCGCUUGCGCGAUGGGGUGGUACAUCGGCAGUAUAUACGUAGUCUCCUACGUACAGAAGUUCCAGAAAGUGUCAAAUCAAGAUGCAAUGCUCAUGGGACUGAUCAAUAGUUCCAUGUCAGUGGUGUUCACACCUAUCGGCGGGUUCCUUGCAGAUGCCAUAGGGGUGGGCAAGACACACGUGCUGUCCACGCUACUUCUGUUCCUCAUUUGCAUCCCCUUCUGGGCCGUGCUGGUGCUGGUAGAAGACAACCGUACCGUAUACUUCAUAGCCUUCGCUGUCUACGGGGCCAUACAAGGGAUAUGUUGUGCAGUUCCCUUCCUGUACGUAGCAGAGCUGUUCCCCAAGUCUCUGCGUGCGUCUGGGUUCUUAUCCUAUAACCUGGGCAUUGCGAUCUUUGGGGGCCUGUCGCCACUCUUGUGCGAAGUACUGGCGCUUCGUAUCACAUACGGGCCCAUGGUAUACCAAGCCGGCAUUUCUCUGGUGGCGCUGGGCUUCGUAGGGGCUGCACACUACGCGCACGCAGCGGGUGCGUGGAAGCUGCCCAACAUACGAAUGAACCCCUUUUAACGUAGGCAUCAUAUUUAUUGUUUUAUUAAACUUACGAAAGUCUGACAGCCUGUACAUACCACGGCGCCACAUGAUCGUGGCUGUACCGAGCUUUUGAGAAGCUUCGAGAUGAGAGGAAUGUAGAUCGAAGAGUGGAAACCCCCUGUUCUAAUACGGCAAAACCCAAUGACGCUUAACAUGGCAAACCCCAGCUGAUCGAGAGCCACGCAUUGCAGCGAUGAAAAUAAGAUUCUAUGAAGAAAAGGAGCGUCGAUGGAGAUUUGCUGAAUGUACACUGUUCAGAUAGUGCUUAUGAAGCGGAGGGUUUGUUGCACCGUCUCCCAGUACACUAGCAGUACAAGGGCAACACUGUGAGCCAUGGCAUGCUUGAGGUAGGUAGAUUCGCACAGCUGUAGCACACCCAAGGGGACGGGAGUAUAUAACAGCCCUGAUAGUAUAGAGACCUUCACAGAGUAGGAUUAUACUAGGCUGUGAACUCGUAUGAUGUCGAACAAAUAUGGGCGAGAGCCACACCGGAUUUACCAAGAAGCGUUAUCUGGCGCAAAACUGAGCACUUAAGGUUAACCCUAAACUCUAAAACCCGUGGAAGGAUAUGGGCUCACGGGUAUGGGAUAGAACACUUUGAGUAUAUGUAUUACAGUACACACAUCCAACGCCAUCACACUACACGCCAAAUAAAGGAAUAACUGGCGAACGAUUAAAGGCACAACCGUUAUAGAA
This is a messenger RNA of Sphaeroforma arctica JP610, 2461 nucleotides long. RefSeq lists its product as hypothetical. The transcript has a single exon. The record is from RefSeq and is a predicted model, not a curated record. The coding region runs from base 176 to 1741 and encodes 521 amino acids. Gene Ontology annotation, molecular function: transmembrane transporter activity. Lineage: Eukaryota; Ichthyosporea; Ichthyophonida. Gene Ontology annotation, biological process: transmembrane transport.